GAUAAAUUAACAAAAAUACGUUUAAGCGGUGCUCUAUACAGAAUCAUAAUUGGAUAAAGGCUUUCGAAGUCGAAAAUGCCCUUUUGGUAUAGUGUCGAAACUGCCCUCGCUCACAUGUCACUACUCACAGAAAACCUCCUCAAAACCUCCCUACAGUCUCUGUCGUUCGUCUUCAAUCUCUCUCUGUCUCGUUCGGAUUUUGCUUGAUCCACGGUUUUUUAUCUUCUUACGAAUCAAUCUUCGGUUUAAGAUUCAAUCUUAUUCUCUGUGUUUGGCUCUUGUUUCACUGAAGAUGUCAGGAUCGGAGAUUUUCAAGAGGGGUAGGGGAAGCGAAGAGGAAGCUGAAACGAAAAGGAGGAAAAGGAGACGCCUGAACGUAGAAACUGCUGCCGAAGAGGAAGCUGAAGCAAACAAGAGGAGACACUUGAAAGUGGUAUUCCUGGGGCACUCAGAGGCUGGAAAAUCUACCAUUGUAGGACAGAUUCUUCUUCUUACUGGUCAAGUAGAUGAUCAAGAAAUGCAAAAGUACAAGGAAGAAGCAAAAGAAAAUAGCAGAGAAGGCUGUUAUUUGGCAUAUACAAUGGAUACAGAUGAAUACGAGAGGCGCAGGUUGUAUCUUUACGAUUCUGGAUGUUCCGGGGCACAGGGACUUUGUACCGGAAAUGAUUAUAGGAGCAUCUCAGCAGAUGUUGCUGUGCUGGUGAUUUCGGCUAGGAGAGAUGAAUUUGAAACAGGAUUUCAAGAGGGUGGGGAGAUGGAGAUGGUCGGGCAGACACGUGAACAUGUUCAAAUCGCCAGAGGGUUGGAUGCCUUUUUGCCGAUACCUGGUCUUCUUGGCAUCAAUAUGGACAAGGACAUGGAUGAAGAUGUUUGUCCUUGGUGGCGUGGCCCGAACUUGUUUGAAGCACUUGACUCUGUUGAGUUUGUUCGGCUAGCGAAUCCUAAUGGUCCAUUCAGGAUGCCUAUUUUCUCACAUUACAAAGACGAGGAAACUGUUGUCAUGGGUAACGUGGAAUCUGGCUGCAUUCGGGAGGGUAAUUUCUUGAGCCUUAUGCCAAACCAGGUACCUGUUGAAGUCAUUGCUCUGUAUUGCGAUGAGGAUAUAGUUGAUCAAUCAGGACCACGUGACAGUCUCAUAGUUUAUCUAAGAGGCAUUGAAGAUGAGGACAUUGUAUCAAGUUAUGUAUUAUCUAGCCUCGUACAACCUACUCGUGCUGCAAACACGUUUUUGGCCCACCUAGAAUUUCUGAAGCAGCCUCAAAAUACUAUUUUUUAUGCUGGCUACAAAGCCGUUCUUCACACCCAUGCGGUGGUAGAGGAAUGUGAGAUAACCGAGAUGAUACCCCCUGGAGUAGGAGUGAUGUAUGCCACGGAUGAUGAUGAUGAUGCUAUAUGCCGUAUACAGGUUGACCAUGGUCCCAUUUGCAUGGAAGCAUUCUCGCAUCGCUUAGGAAGAUUUGUGCUAAGAUGUGGAAGGAAAACGAUUGCUGUCGGUUAUGUCGUUUAGGAGUUGUUUUCGAAACCUUUUGGACUACGGAAUUAUGUUGUUGUUCGUACAGUUUUUUUUUAUGAGUGAGAUUCUACAGGAAUUUUGACUUUUUAUGCAAUUCGAAAAUUUAAAGGGUGGUUUUUGUUACCAUGACUCUAAAAUAGGGUCUUUUCGACAUCUUGUUGAUAUUAAUCGAGGACUUUCGCUGA
Messenger RNA from Thlaspi arvense, 1698 nucleotides. The record is from the annotation of a GenBank genome assembly. Lineage: Eukaryota; Viridiplantae; Streptophyta; Magnoliopsida; Brassicales; Brassicaceae.